Amoebophrya sp. A25 is the source of this 270-nucleotide messenger RNA. The record is from the annotation of a GenBank genome assembly. Lineage: Eukaryota; Dinophyceae; Syndiniales; Amoebophryaceae.
AUGCUGCUGGUAUCAGAGGAGAGCUCCCACAGCAGCAGCCUGCCUAGGCCAGCAAACCGGACGGCGCGAGGACUUGUCGAUCGCGAUGGCUGUGACGGGCGAGGCAGACAUGAUAUUAAAGUAACCGCAGAAAGUUCUUUGGACUCGCAAUGUCAUGUGUCGCCGUCAGCUUCUUUGGCGAAAGAAGGGCUGACCAGACGAAAAGGAACAGGGCUAGGACUUGACGAGCAUAAUAAGAAGAGAUCAAGACGUCGUCGGCGGCAGCACUGG